AUGGAAACAGUACGAUCUUGUGGUUGCAAGGGAAUAAGAUCUUGUCUUCUCUGCGAAACUGAACAUAAGAUUCAUAUAUCAUACAAAGUUACCGUUUUAUGUACAAGAUAUGAAUAUUGUCCAAACUGUGACAAAUCAUGGCCUGGUUGGGAUGCUGAUCUUUACAAAAAUCAUCCGUAUCAUCGAGGAACUGCCAUAGAAUUUCCUGGUGUAUAUAUAAAGACAUGGCGAAAUAGUACUUAAACAUCUAUAUCGUAUUAUAUUUCUGUAAUUGUUUGGCAAAUUUAGUUAUACAAUUAUUUUAAUUGUCAGGUACAACUUGAAAGAAAGUAUUUUAUAACAUAGGUAAAAUAGAAUAUAAUGAAUGUGAAUUUUAUUGCAUUAUUUACAUAAUUACUAGAUUCUCUUCUAUAUUCUUUAUAGGUACAAAUGGGAACAUUGCGUUUUAAGAGAAGAUAUAACUUCUAAGCGAAUUUGUUUGGAUUAUCGCGAAUUAACUCCUCCAUAUUUAUGCACCUCAAGAAAUAAUGAAAUAGUCAAAGAACUCUUAAAGAGAGUUUCG
Bombus pyrosoma is the source of this 562-nucleotide messenger RNA. Its product is annotated as alpha-ketoglutarate-dependent dioxygenase alkB homolog 4-like. Bases 1 to 243 code for a protein of 80 amino acids. NCBI's taxonomy places the organism in Eukaryota, Metazoa, Arthropoda, Insecta, Hymenoptera, Apidae. The record is from RefSeq and is a predicted model, not a curated record. The transcript is spliced from 3 exons.